This is a messenger RNA of Dermacentor silvarum, 4128 nucleotides long. RefSeq lists its product as uncharacterized. Gene Ontology annotation, molecular function: zinc ion binding; nucleic acid binding. The transcript is spliced from 4 exons. NCBI's taxonomy places the organism in Eukaryota, Metazoa, Arthropoda, Arachnida, Ixodida, Ixodidae. Gene Ontology annotation, biological process: DNA integration. The record is from RefSeq and is a predicted model, not a curated record. Bases 1 to 4128 code for a protein of 1375 amino acids.
AUGAACCUGAAGGCACUAAAGAAGCCGGAAUUGUUAAACUUGGCCAGAGAGUUGGGCCUCCAAAUUGCCGAAGCGAAGAGAAAACCGAAGAUCAUUGAGGCUAUCGAAGCGAUCGGGGCGGACGACGAUGAACUGAAAGAAUGUUUAGAAAGCAUUGAGCAUAAGGAGGAAGAGCGCGAGCGGGCAGCGCGUGAAGAAAAAGAAGAGUGCGAGCGGGCAGCGCGUGAAGAAAAAGAAGAGUGCGAGCGGGCAGCGCGUGAGGCCAAAGAAGAGCGCGAACGUGUUGCACGCGACGCACUCGAAAUGAAGCGCCUAGAAAUUGAGUUGCUAAGGGCUCAAAAUAAUGAGAGACCUAGCACAGAGGCACGAGAAAGCGAGCGCAGAAUGACAGACUUGAUGGCAUCCUACGCAGUAGGAGGGGACAUAGGUCUUUUUCUAGUGCAGUUUGAGCGCGUGUGUGAGAAGGAAAAAUUUGCCAGAAACACGUGGCCGCAACGCUUGCUUACGUUGCUGCCACGAGAGGUAGCUGAUAUCAUAGCCCGCAUGGGGAAAGAAGAAGCAGAGGACUUCGAUAAAGUCAAGGCGAGUCUGCUUAAAAAGUAUAGAUUAUCAGCAGACGCAUUCAGGCGAAAAUUCAGGGAGAUCAAAAAGACCAAAAGUGAGUCAUACUCAGAUUUCGCAUACACCUUAGAGGUAAACCUGAAAGAAUGGCUCAGAGAAGCGGGUGCACUCGGCGACGCCAAAAAGACAAUGCAGUGCGUUGCCUUAGAACAGUUCUUCCGCCGGCUGCCGGAAAACAUCAGAUAUUGGGUUCAGGAUAGGCCAGGCGUAGACACUAUCACAAGAGCGGCUGAUCUCGCUGAGGAGUACGUAACUCGCCGUGCCCUUGAAGGCAAAGAAGCUCCUAAGGAGAUGAAUAAAUACCGACCCAACAAGCCAGAGCGUUGGUCAAAGUCAAGUCAGUAUAAAUCAAAGGAAAGGUCAGAGUCGGUGAAAAAUAGUGACGAGAACAGCAAGGGAAAGGAGGAGUCACCAGAACAGAAAGCAGAAAGGCAAAAGAAAAAAGCUUUCGAGGCAAAGAAACCAGUAGUUUGCUACAACUGCCAGCAAACGGGGCAUAUCUCUGUGGGGUGCAAAAAUCCCAAACUAGUGUUGAUGUCACUAUGUAGAAACGAGGAAAAUCUGAAGUUACUAGAACCGUACAUUCGAGACCUCAUGGUAAACGGGAAACCGUGUCGGGUGCUUCGCGACUCGGCAGCCACGAUGGACGUGGUGCACCCGUCGUACGUGGAGGAAGGCCAGUUCACGGGAGAAUGUGCUUGGAUAAGGCAAGCCGUGGAGGCCUCCAGUGUUUGUCUCCCUGUAGCAAAGAUUAGCAUCGAAGGCCCUUUCGGAGUACUGGAGACUGAAGCCGCCGUCUCGGCACAUCUCCCGCCGCAGUAUCCAUAUUUGUUUUCUAACAAAUCCGAGGAUUUGCUGCGACGCAGGGGAAUCGGGUUUAGUGAGGGAAUAGUCCAAGCCCUAACUCGUUCCAAGGCAAGAGAGCUCGCGGCCAAGGCCGUGUACGAAUGUCCAGUGGUGGAGGAAACAUGUUUGACGGAAGAUUUGUCAACCGGCACCAAACAGGACAGCCCUAUAGGGGACAGUGCGGAAAGUACACUAGGUAAUGAAGAGGCCAGGAAAUCGCCAGAGCCGGAGAUGUCUCGAGAGGCAGAAUGCAGAAGAACGUUAUUUAAUGUAAGCCCUGCCACAUUAAUUGCUGAACAGGAAAAAGAUUCCACCCUGCGGAACCUAAGGCCAGACGCGAAAGAAGGUGUGGCCAAGCAUAACGUAAAGUUCCUCAAGAGGGCAGGCGUCCUCUAUAGAAAGUACGCCAGUCGAAAGGGAGUGCAAUUCGACCAACUCGUGGUGCCGCUUGCCUAUCGUGAGCAGCUCCUACAUUUGGUCCACGGGGGCUUUUGGACGGGGCAUAUGGGCAUUCGGAAAACAAAGGACCGCUUACUGCAGGAAUUUUACUGGCCCGGCUGCUUUCGGGAAGUGGAAGCAUUCGUGAGAAGCUGCGACACAUGUCAACGCAUAGGCAAGCCCGGAGAUAAGGCUAAGGCGCCAAUGAAACUUGUUCCCAUUAUCACGGAGCCAUUUCGCAGACUCAUAAUAGACACAGUGGGACCACUUCCUGCAACGCAGUCUGGCUAUCGGCAUAUUCUCACUGUACUAUGCCCUGCAACGAAAUUCCCAGAGGCGGUACCCCUCAAAGAACUCAGCUCGGUGGAGAUCGUCAACGCGCUUUUGUCGAUUUUCGCGCGAGUGGGGUUUUCCGCAGAAAUCCAGUCAGAUCAGGGAUCCGUCUUUACGAGCGCACUGACCUCGACGUUUCUGGAAACGUGCGGUAUUAAAAUUAUUCAUAGCUCAGUGUACCACCCGCAGUCAAAUGCGGUAGAGAAAGUCCACUCAGUCAUGAAACGGCUUUUGCGAGCCCUUUGUUAUGAGCACAAAGCCGAUUGGGAGGUUUGCUUGCCGGCGGCAAUGUUCGCGCUUCGAACUGCACCGCACGAGUCAACAGGUUUUUCACCUUCGGAGCUCGUUUACGGUCGCUGCCUUCGAUCCCCUCUUCGCAUUGUUCGAGAAGCCUGGGAAGGCCGGGCCGACGAUCCUUCGGUUGUGGCAUACGUGCUAGAGCUGUUAGACCGACUGCACACAGCUCAAGAAUUAGCAGGGCAGGAAAUGCAUAAGGCCCAAAGCAAUGCUAAGCAUUACUAUGACAGGACGGCUCGAACGCGACGCUUUGAAGUUGGAGAAAAGGUAAUGAUUCUGAAACCCUCCUUGAAAAACAAACUACAGGUUCAAUGGGAAGGACCGGUUGACAUAAUUCAGAAAUUAUCUGAUACAAACUACCUAAUCACGGUACCGGGAAAACGAAGGACCCCACAAGUGUACCACAGCAAUCUACUGAAACCCUACCGGCAGAGGGAGGCCAUUGUGAACAUGGCGCUGAACCUACCCGAGGAGAUGCCUGUCGACUUUCCAGAGUUAACAUCCAUAACGGGGGCAAAAGACAUGCACGAGACCAUUGACAAACUAGUAGAGCAGGCGGAGUUGAAUCCCGAUCAAAGGGCCGAACUAAGGGAACUCGUGUGUGAAUUUAAAGACAUAUUUUCGGACACACCAGGCAGGACCACUGCGAUCGUUCAUGACAUCGAGUUAAUCUCAUCGGACCCAGUUCGUUCGAAAGCUUAUCGCGUUUCACCUCGUCAACGACAAGUCAUGGCCACCGAAAUAAACAAGAUGUUAGAGCUAGGUGUAAUCGAGCCAGGCGAGAGUGAUUAUACCUCGCCUCUUAUCUUGGUAGAGGUCCCAGGAAAGGAGCCACGACCAUGUAUCGACUACCGCAGGCUCAACUUAAUCACGAAGGACCAGACCUACCCAAUACCACACAUCGAGGAAAGACUUGAAAGAGUGAGCAGUGCUAAUUUCAUCUCUACGCUGGAUUUGGUCAGAGGCUACUGGCAGGUUCUGUUGACCGAGAGGGCAAGCAGGCUUGCAGCGUUUAUUUCCCCGAUGGGAACCUUUCGGCCGAAAGUCCUGAGCUUUGGUUUGAAGAAUGCUCCAUAUUGUUUCUCCAGCCUUAUGGACCAGGUGCUACGGGGAAUGGAGGACUUUGCCCUUCCGAGACGAAAAGUUGCGAGACCUGUGUGCAAGCCCUGUUUCACCGGUCCGGACCAGGGAGAGAAGGCCUACAAGAGCACCCCGAGAACUGAUGAACGACUCCAGGGAAUCUGCAGGCUACGAACCAAGGGUUCGUCACCACAGAGGGAAGUUCUGCUGCUGAAACGCCGAUCCCUCGCCCAGUGGCUGCUGGCCCCUACGCGUCGGGAUCUUCUUCCCCUGCCGGAGAUGCUGUUACGGUUGACUGUGCACCUGCCAGCUGCCAUGUCCACGGAAGAUGACGACAUCGCACUGGGCUAUCAACAACGCCAUAAGCAAAGAGUCGAGAAGAGCCUCACCGACCUCUUUAGCGUCGGGGACAAGGUCCACUUUGAUGCCCAGCCAAAUGCAAAGACGACCAACUACGCCAGGAAGUGGUGGGCCACCAAUGUCAAAAGAGUGCAAAGUGCUGAACUUGCCUAG